This is a messenger RNA of Lasiosphaeria miniovina, 3384 nucleotides long. RefSeq lists its product as uncharacterized. Gene Ontology annotation, molecular function: hydrolase activity; protein binding; protein-containing complex binding. The transcript has 3 exons. The record is from RefSeq and is a predicted model, not a curated record. The coding region runs from base 1 to 3384 and encodes 1127 amino acids. NCBI's taxonomy places the organism in Eukaryota, Fungi, Ascomycota, Sordariomycetes, Sordariales, Lasiosphaeriaceae.
AUGCGACGGAACCGUGCUCCGACUCCUCCGGCCUCGCCCUACCGGGCGCUGGCGCACCACCAUACCCACCAUACCGCGAGUGCCCAGACGGGACAGCAGCAGGUUCAGGAUUCUGUGUCCUCACUCAUCAGGUCAUUCAAUGUGGCGACGAACCCGACGCGGCCCAUGCGCCCCUCGCCGCUAACGGCUUCGACCAUUCGAGACAUGCCGCUUGACCUAGUCGACCGCAUCCGAUCCUUUCCCCUCUUCAUGUCUGCCCCGGAAGACUUUCUGGUUGCCAUAGGCGCACAUCUCAGACCCCAAAUCAACUCGGCCCACGACCAUAUCCUCAGCGAGGGAGACGAAGCAAAAGCAAUGUAUUGGCUAGUCCGUGGCGUCGUUGCCGUCACCUCCCGGGAUGGCGAGGCCGUCUAUGCCGAACUCAAGCCGGGCGCCUUCUUUGGAGAGAUCGGCGUGCUCAUGGACAUUCCAAGAACUGCCACCAUCAUUGCGAGAACAAAAUGCCUGCUUGUGGUUCUCAAGAAAGAGGACCUCCAGGCUGAGCUACCAAAGUACCCCGAAAUGGAGAAGGCAAUUCGACAGGAGGCCCAAGAGAGAUUGACCAUCCUCAAGAAGAAGCGCCAGGAAAAUGGACAGGCCACCAAGCUACCCGAUAGCACUGCCUCUAAACUGUCGCACGAGGCGGCGUCAGGCAAAGUCAACACGGGGGAGGUAGGCAUCAUCAAAGAGGGGGUUGCAGUGAACACCAAGAAGCGUAAGUCGCCAAGCCCCGGUGCGAUCGAAGACCCUGCCGUCGGUGGCAGCGCGCUGGGAAGCGGCUACGUCAACGUUCGCAAGACACUCAAAGAACUGCCUCUAUUCUCAACACUACCUCCCGACGCAUUACACGUUCUUGGUCUCAACGCACAGCCAAAAUCCUACUCUCCCUUCACCGACAUCAUCCGCCAAGGCAGCCCCGGCAAUGAGAUAUUCUUCAUUGUCCGUGGUGAGGCCGAAGUGAUUCACGAGCUGUCGAGCCCGCCCAGUCAGAAGCGCGUAACCCGGUCAUCCUAUUCUCGGCCACGGUUAAAGCAAGGGCAGUACUUCGGAGAGGUGGCCAGUCUAGGGCUUUCCGAGGGCAGGACGGCGACGGUACGGUCGAUCACCGCUGUGGAGUGCCUCAUCAUUGGUGGGGAAGCUUUGGAUGAGCUCUGGAGGCGUUGUCCGCCCGAGAUUAAAUCUCAGGUUGAAGAGACCGCAAGGAAGCGAUAUCGCUCGUCUGAUGAAGACGUCGAGAUGGCCGAUGCCGUGAGCAAUGGUCUUCCAGGCCGUGAGCCGCCAACGCCGUCGAAGCAGUCUGUCACGGUUCCGCAGGUCACGUUUACUACGCCUUCCAAACCUGGCUCGCCAACAAAGGACGAAGCUGAGACAAGGCAGCCAUCGGAUCCCGACCCUUUCUUAAGCGUAGAUAUGGAAAACCUCCGCAACCGCCGACGCAACUCCCUCGCCCCUCCAACCCCCCAGACGGACUCGUCGCCCAUCGUAAGCGGUGUCAAGCCCAACGGGAUCGAGGGCACCAGGAUUUUUGCGCCUUUUACUGCGCUGCCGUUCGAUGACUCCCCCAUGCCAUCCAAGCGCGCAAAAAUACUUCAAAGUUCGCACAUGCUAGACAAAUGGGAGAGGCCUUUGCUUCCCGAUGGUGUCCUGGUUGCCAUUUUCGACCACCUAGAUCUUGUUGAGAUGAUUCGGCUGAGAAUCGUCUCUAAAAACUGGAGACGACUGCUCACCGAGUGUCCGAAGCUCUGCACAUAUGUCGAUCUCAGCCCGAUCAACCGGAAAGUGACGGAUUGGUCAUUGGCCAACAUCCUAGCCCCAUUUAUUGGCACGCGACCGACUGAGAUUGACAUCAGCAACUGCUUUCACAUCACCGACGAAGGCUUCCAAGCACUCUGGAAAAUGUGUGGCAAGAACAUCAAGAUAUGGAGGAUGAGGAGUGUGUGGGACGUGUCUGCAGGCCAGAUUCUUGACAUGAGCGAGAAUGCAAAAGGACUCGAAGAGGUGGACUGGAGCAACUGCCGCAAAGUUGGCGACAAUCUUCUUGCUAGAGUGGUGGGGUGGGUUGUCCCGGAAACAUUACCGCCUCGUGAAAACAAGAACGUCGUCAUCUCAAGUUCUUCGGCCAGGGGGAGGAGGGGGUCACAGAAUCAGAGACCAGAGAAACCGAACGGAGGCCCACCAACAGCUCUGCUUCCUCCUCCACCGGGCACUGUCAUCGGAUGCCCAAGACUUAAACGCCUCAAUCUUUCCUACUGCAAGCACAUUACCGACCGCUCCAUGGUGCACCUGGCUGCCCACGCCUGCAACCGGCUCCAAUCCCUGUCGCUAACGCGUUGCACAGCUAUCACCGACGCAGGGUUUCAGUCAUGGGCUCCGUACCGCUUCACCGAGUUGACCCAUCUGUGUCUUGCUGAUUGCACCUACCUGUCGGAUAACAGCAUAGUUGCCCUUGUCAGUGCGGCCAAGAACCUCACGCACCUAGACCUCAGUUUUUGCUGUGCACUAUCUGACACGGCAACCGAAGUGGUUGCUUUGGGCCUGCCGAUGCUGCGAGAGCUGAGGCUCGCAUUCUGCGGCAGCGCCGUCAGCGAUGCUAGCCUGGGUUGUGUUGCGCUCCAUCUAAACGAACUGCGAGGCUUGAGCGUCCGAGGCUGUGUUAGAGUCACUGGCAACGGAGUCGAGAAUGUGCUAGAAGGAUGCGGACGACUUGAAUGGAUCGAUGUCAGCCAGUGCAAGAAUCUAGCCGGUUGGCUGCACGGUGGUGGUGUUUCGCGGUGGGGAUUCGACGAACGCGGCCAGGGACUAAAAGACGACGGCUGGAAGAUUGCGAGCGCUAGGAUCCCUCCUCCUCAGGGUGGGAAGAUGGGGCCUGGUGGCGUGGGUGGCGGUAUCAGCGUUGCCGUUCAACGAGGCUCCGGACACGCCAAAGUUCUCGGCCCCGGGCCGGUUAUGCGGCCGGUAAUCCCGCCCAAAGGUGCCAGCAGCCGCAAGCGGCAGUUCCCAGGCGGCCACCUCGAAGUAGGCGAAAGCUUCUUCGAGUGCGCAGAGCGCGAGACGCUCGAGGAGACGGGCCUGCGGGUUCGCGCCGAGAAGCUCGUUGCCGUGACAAACGACGUUUUUGAUCCCGCGGCGAAGCAUUACAUUACCUUGUUUGUGGCCUGCCGGCGGCUAGAUGAGACACAAGAGCCAGAGACGAUGGAGCCUGAAAAGUGCGAGGGAUGGUAUUGGACAACUUGGUCGGAAAUCAAGGAGCUUACGAGCAGCGAGGAAGGCAAAGAACGAUUCUUUCUGCCUAUCAUAAACCUCCUCGGCGAGCAUGCUAAUAUCGAGAGCCUAUUUAAGGAAUGA